Molecule: messenger RNA, 1328 nt
Organism: Sardina pilchardus (European sardine)
Lineage: Eukaryota; Metazoa; Chordata; Actinopteri; Clupeiformes; Clupeidae
Gene: tstd3
Product: thiosulfate sulfurtransferase like domain containing 3
Exons: 4
Coding region: 138-680 (180 amino acids)
Source: RefSeq, a predicted model, not a curated record
ACCCCUGCAUAACACCCAUCGCCACCGCUGUGCUACACAGAGGGGCUAGUUAGCUUGUGACAGUGUUAACUUUUCCCGUCCGUUUCGAAAAACUGUGUUGUAAAUAUAGUAAUUUUGAGUUCGCGAUUGCCCCGGUCAUGGCGUUGAACAGCUGCAUGAAAGUGUCAAGAAUUAUUCCGCGUGUCUUAUACAGAAAUGUCAUUCCUCUGGCUUGCGCCACAAGAACACUGACGAACUCUCUCGGAACACAUUCCCACUAUGUACAAUGUUCGCCCGCUGUGACCUGCAGGGGAACGAUUCAAUGGCGUAACUUCAGUUCUUCCAAAGGGACCGAUGUGUCUUAUGAACAGCUGAAGCAGUUGCUUGCUGCAGGAACAGCUUCAGUGAUCGACGUGCGUGAGCCAUGGGAACUCAGGGAAUAUGGAAACAUUCCAGGAUCAAUGAAUGUGCCUUUGGGACAGGUGAGCAGUGCUCUACAGCUCAACCCAGAGGAUUUCCAGGAGAAGUACGGCGGGAACAUGCCCACUCAGGCAGGGAACAUAGUAUUCACCUGUCUGGCUGGAGUGAGGAGCAAAAAUGCCUUGGACACGGCGGCCUCUCUGGGCUAUUCAAAUGUCCAACAUUAUCCAGGGGGUUGGCAGGACUGGGCAAAACAUGAAAUUUUACAAACCAAAGAAUAAUCCCCUGGAUGGAUCUGUGGUUGAAACCAUCCUAAAAUCAUGUCUCGCAAACUUGAUUUUUCAUAUUCUUUAUACAAUGCGGCAUGUAGCCACCAGGCCUAUUUCAGAGAUAUGACAAUUGUAAACAAAAUUGUUCUCUGUGACUGAAUAACCAGGCUUAUAAUGCUACCGCAAGACAUCCUGCCACCUGACAAUUGUAAACAAAAUUGUUCUCUGUGACUGAAUAACCAGGCUUAUAAUGCUACCGCAAGACAUCCUGCCACCUGAAUGUCUCGGAGUAAAAAAAAAAACACUUGUCCUGCGUGGAUUGAAAGGUGGGCUUCUUUGAGGCUUUGACUUCACAUUUUGAAACCUCUUUAAAGGGCUUCUGGCAGUCUGGCAGUCUGCAAGCUUACACAUGAUUGGUUAACCCUGAUUUGACCCUUGAACCUUCUAUUAUGUGUGAUGAGUAUUUGCAUAAAUAAUGUGUGAGAUUUCCGUAAUUUCAAUAAUUUUUCAUCUCUGUACUCUACAGCUCGUGUCAGACAUUCAACACAAUGUUUUUGCCAAUAGGUUUGGUGCUACAGUCAUCAGCAAUGCAACCAUAUGAAAGAGUUCAUUUCACAUAAUUUUGUAUCCUUCAAAAUAAAAAGAGACAUUUUAAAGCUC